CAGCCCAGCAUCCAGCUGUCGCCUGCCAAGAGCCUGGGGUGUACAGGGCUCACAGACAGGCCAGUUUCUCCAGUGGGCAGGCAACACCCUGGGCCAGCACCUUGAGUUUGCCUUAGCCGUGGGCAUGAUGUCUUCUCGGUCUCUGCCAGCUUCCCCUGCUGGCCUUGGGCAGGGUGGGUCAGCUUCCUGACCUGGAGGCUGCAGCUGAGUUGUUAGGUGCUCAAGGGCCCCACUGGCCUGAGGGGCAGGACCGGCAGGCGAUCUCUGCUGGCUCCAGAUGCUGAUGAGCCCCAAAAGUUUGUCUCUGGAGGUUGUACAAAAGGACCAACAGAUGCUCACUGUGGCCAGGAGAGCCCCUGCCUCUGAAGCCGUCUGAUUGAUAAGGGCUCUGGUUGUACAUGGAGGAUGACUGAAAAAGCGAAUGGCAUGAAGAGCUCCCCAGCCAAUAGUCACAACCAUCGUGCAGCCCCUGCCAUCAAGGCCAGUGGCAAAGAUGACCACAGGACAAGCAGCAGGCCACACUCCACAGCUGAUGAUGACACCUCCUCAGAACUGCAGAGGCUGGCAGAUGUGGAUGCCCCACAGCAGAGAAGGGGUGGCUUCCACAGGAUAGUUCACCUGGUGGGGGUCAUCAGAGAGUGGGCCAACAAAAAUUUCCGACAAGAGGAACCUAGGCCUGACUCAUUCCUCGAGCGUUUUCGUGGGCCUGAGCUCCAGACUGUGACGACACAGCAGGGGGAUGGCAAAGGCGACAAGGAUGGCGAGGACAAAGGCACCAAGAAGAAAUUUGAACUAUUUGUUUUGGACCCAGCCGGAGACUGGUACUACCGCUGGCUGUUUGUCAUUGCCAUGCCUGUCCUUUACAACUGGUGCCUGCUGGUGGCCAGAGCCUGUUUCAGUGACCUACAGCACAGCUACUACCUGGUGUGGUUGGUGCUGGACUAUGUCUCAGAUGUGGUCUACAUUGCAGACCUCUUCAUCCGAUUACGCACAGGUUUCCUGGAGCAGGGGCUGCUGGUCAAAGAUACCAAGAAACUGCGAGACAACUACAUCCACACCCUGCAGUUCAAGCUGGAUAUGGCUUCCAUCAUCCCCACUGACCUGAUCUAUUUUGCUGUGGGCAUUCACAGCCCUGAGGUGCGCUUCAACCGCCUGCUGCACUUUGCCCGCAUGUUUGAGUUCUUUGACCGGACAGAGACACGCACCAGCUACCCUAACAUCUUCCGCAUCAGCAACCUUGUCCUCUACAUCUUGGUCAUCAUCCACUGGAAUGCCUGCAUCUAUUAUGCCAUCUCCAAAUCCAUAGGCUUUGGGGUCGACACCUGGGUUUACCCCAACAUCACUGACCCCGAGUAUGGCUACCUGGCUAGGGAAUACAUCUAUUGCCUUUAUUGGUCCACACUGACCCUCACCACCAUUGGGGAGACACCACCCCCUGUAAAGGAUGAGGAGUACCUUUUUGUCAUCUUUGACUUCCUGAUUGGCGUCCUCAUCUUUGCCACCAUAGUGGGAAAUGUGGGCUCCAUGAUCUCCAACAUGAAUGCCACGCGGGCAGAGUUCCAGGCUAAGAUCGAUGCCGUGAAACACUACAUGCAGUUCCGAAAGGUCAGCAAGGAGAUGGAAGCCAAGGUCAUUCGGUGGUUUGACUAUUUGUGGACCAAUAAGAAGACAGUAGAUGAAAGGGAAGUUCUCAAGAACCUGCCAGCCAAGCUCAGGGCUGAGAUAGCCAUCAAUGUCCACCUGUCCACACUCAAGAAAGUGCGCAUCUUCCAUGAUUGUGAGGCUGGCCUGCUGGUAGAGCUGGUACUGAAACUCCGUCCUCAGGUGUUCAGUCCUGGGGAUUACAUUUGCCGCAAAGGGGACAUCGGCAAGGAGAUGUACAUCAUUAAGGAGGGCAAGCUGGCAGUGGUGGCUGAUGAUGGUGUGACUCAGUAUGCCCUGCUCUCUGCUGGAAGCUGCUUUGGAGAGAUCAGUAUCCUUAACAUUAAGGGCAGUAAAAUGGGAAAUCGACGCACGGCUAAUAUCCGCAGCCUGGGCUACUCAGAUCUCUUCUGCUUGUCCAAGGAUGAUCUCAUGGAAGCAGUGACUGAAUACCCUGAUGCCAAGAAGGUUCUAGAAGAGAGGGGUCGAGAGAUCCUCAUGAAGGAGGGGCUGCUGGAUGAGAAAGAAGUGGCAACCAGCAUGGAAGUGGACGUGCAGGAGAAGCUAGGGCAGCUGGAGACCAACAUGGAAACCUUGUACACUCGCUUUGGCCGCCUGCUGGCUGAGUACACAGGGGCCCAGCAGAAGCUCAAGCAGCGCAUAACGAUUUUGGAGACCAAGAUGAAACAGAACAAUGAAGAUGACUACCUGUCUGAUGGGAUGAACAGCCCCGAGCCGGCUGCUGAUGACAAGCCAUAACGCCUGGGGCCCAACUGCCUCUCCAUCCUUGGCCUUGAUUCCAGGAGCUAGAGGAGCUAUUUAGAUCUCCGGAUUUAUAUGAAUUACCUUCAUGUCCCCUGAAUUCUCUCCAAAGCGUCUCCGACUCCAGGUUUUUGGCCUAAACAUCCAAGAUUCUGCCUCCAAGUUUAGCCCAAGUUUUUGGAGAGUACAGACUGUGUUGGCUGGGCUUCCGGGAGCUUCAGCCUGCCCAAGUCUGAGGAAGGGAAAAGGGAGAAGCUUAUCUGUCUUCCAGGGGUCUGUCUGGGACUGGGAACCUGGAUAAUGAUCUGCUCUGAAGAAGCCCAUUUGCAAAAUGACAUACACCUUGCUGCAGUACUGCCCCCCUCUGGCUCUUUUGCACCUAGACACUCCUCCCUUGGUUCUGGCCGCCACUUUUUCUAACAUGGUUUCUGAAUACUCCCUUUCCUCUGCACAUGCAUGUACUUCGAGCACCGACUAUAGACAUUUAGGCCAGGUCCCCAGUGUCUGUCUCCCAUGACAGGCCAAGGAAUGUGAUAGUGUUGUUGGGAGAGGGCAGGAGGGUGCCCACUCAGGGCUGUUCCUCCCCAUCACACACUCCAGUUCCUGCUCUGUGGAUUGAUUGGUCUGUUUGCUAGCCAGGAUGGGGUCUCUGCAGACUUCUCUGGACCAGGGAGAUGGACCAGGCUUCUGGUCCAUUCCACGGCAUGGAGUGAGAAGCAAGGCAACUGGCAAUUGUCCACCUGGAGACAGGGGUAGCUGGCAGCUCUGGCCACCCCUUCCUCUCUGCAGAGCAUUUCUGAAGAGGCACUGAAAACGGCUGCUGGUGUGGAGACUCUUCAAGUUAAUAACUGCAUUAGAGGCACCUACAAGUUCAAAUUCCUUUGAACUAUCGGUGGUUAUUGCUUAACUCUGCUAUCCACAUUCUCCCCCUCCCUCCAUGAAUCCCUCUCUUUUCCCUAUAUGGAUGUCCAUCAGUAUUCAUGAGGGAUUGCUUUCAGGAGUCCCCAUGAAUAACAAAAUUUGUGUAUGUUCAAGUCUCUAAUAUAACAUGACAUAGCAUUUGAAUAUAAACUAUGCAUACCCUUCCAUACUUUAAAUCAUCUCUUGAUUAUUUCUAAUACCUAAUACAAUGUCAGUGCUAUGGAAAUAGCUGUUAUACUGUAUCUGCUCUUUGUAUUAUUUCGAUCUUUUAUUUUUUUUCCUGAAUAUUUUCAAUCUGCCAUUGGUUGAACCUGCAGAUGUGAAAUGCAAGGAUAUGAAGGACAGACUGUACUUUUCUUUGCUCCUAACCAGAACUUUUUCAAUCUGAAAUACACUCUGCUGCCUUCUCUUGCCUGCCUAAGCCUUAUGGGUCCUUCAGGGCUUAGCUCUGGCACCACCGUCUCAGAGAAGGCCCACUUGACCGCAACCACUCCCACACUAGUCAAUCAUCUUUAUAGGCUCCUACAGUGCAAAACAGACUCUCUGUCCUGGUUUCAUAAUGUGGCAUCUGUUUUGGUGGACUUCGUUUCCCCUCUAGGCUAUGGGCAAGGUCAAGAUGAUCUCCCUCAUGGGUCUCUUUGCAGCUUCAGUGACAUAGCUGGCACAGAGGAGCAUUCAGAGAACAUUUAUUCAUCGAGGGAGUAAGUGAAUACAGGAAUGAGCGAAUGAAUGAACAAAGAAACACAGCUGGCCAAACACUGGCUCUGCUGGGGGAGUUAGGGAAGAUCUCCCGGAGUAGCACAACUUUCAGUCCUGAAGGACGAAUACUGAUUAGUGGGCAAGAAAAUCUAGGUGCAGACUCAGAGGCCUUCCUGUUCACAUGCACAGCACUCACUUAUUCAUGUACUUCUUGUGGUGAAAUACACACACAAUUUACCAUCGUAAUCACUUUUAAGUGUACGGUUCAGUAGUGUUAAGUAUAUUCACAUUGUUGUGAAAACAAUCUUGAGAGUUUUUCAUCUUGAAACUAAAACUUUGCCCCCAUUAAACAAUUCCCCAUUGCUCCUUCCACCCAGCCCCCGGCAGCCACCAUUCUACUUUUUUUGUCUCUAUAAAUUUGACUUCUCUAGGGAUCUCAUAUAAAUGGAAUCAUACAAUA
Molecule: messenger RNA, 4483 nt
Organism: Callithrix jacchus (white-tufted-ear marmoset)
Lineage: Eukaryota; Metazoa; Chordata; Mammalia; Primates; Cebidae
Gene: CNGA2
Product: cyclic nucleotide gated channel subunit alpha 2
Biological process (GO): monoatomic cation transmembrane transport
Cellular component (GO): intracellular cyclic nucleotide activated cation channel complex; plasma membrane
Molecular function (GO): cGMP binding; protein-containing complex binding; intracellularly cGMP-activated cation channel activity
Source: RefSeq, a predicted model, not a curated record